Molecule: messenger RNA, 3940 nt
Organism: Aphidius gifuensis
Lineage: Eukaryota; Metazoa; Arthropoda; Insecta; Hymenoptera; Braconidae
Gene: ttk
Product: protein tramtrack, alpha isoform-like
Exons: 4
Coding region: 566-2317 (583 amino acids)
Biological process (GO): regulation of transcription by RNA polymerase II
Cellular component (GO): nucleus
Molecular function (GO): protein binding
Source: RefSeq, a predicted model, not a curated record
ACACAAAUUCAUAAUAUCCGAUUUUAGCCGAUGUAACACGAGCCAAAUAAAUGUACUUGCUGACAUGGCGUUUUAGCUCUUCUGCACAGAUCAAGUUGCGCAUCGUCGUCGUUUCUUCCCCAACGAACCAGCCAGCCAGCCAGCCAACAACGACGAGGACGACGACGACAACGACAACACCGACAAGAGUAUAUAUAGUGAAUAUUGUAUAGUAUAGUAUAGCAUAAAACAGUGUAGGUGGGUAGGUGGAUACAAGACACAUUUAUUUAGUUUGUGCAGUUGUGUGCAGUGGGUUCAAUCAUCAACCCUCGGGUUAACGCGGCCUAUACAUACUAGAAUCCUGGAUAAGAUGCCAAGAUUACAAUCAAUAAGGACAAUAUAAUAAUCAAAAGACACACAGACACCAGACAUCAAUUUUUCAUCAAGCAUUAUAAUCAAUUUGUCAAUUUAAAAACACACAGAGAGAGAGAGUAAUAAUUAAUUUAAAAAUAUAAAGCCGUAGUUAACGCGGAAGGGCGUAAGCAACGGCAAAAAAUAAAAUUGUCAAAAAUUAUAAAAGAGUCUGAUGUUAGCGGAUAUUAACGGCAAUCUGGCGGAUUUGAGAAGUGAAGCGAUGGCGUCGCAGAGAUUUUGUCUGCGUUGGAAUAAUCAUCAAAGCAAUUUGUUAUCAGUAUUUGAUCAGUUGCUUCAUGAUGAAGCAUUUGUUGAUGUCACAUUGGCUGUUGAAGGACAAUUGCUUAGAGCACACAAAAUGGUUUUAUCAGCAUGUAGUCCUUAUUUUCAGGCACUAUUUACAAAUCAUCCAGAUAAACAUCCAAUUGUCAUACUCAAAGAUGUACCAUAUGUUGAUAUGAGAAGUCUUCUUGAUUUUAUGUAUCGUGGUGAAGUGAGUGUUGAUCAGGAUCGUUUACCAGCAUUUUUGAGGGUUGCCGAAUCAUUGAGGAUCAAGGGUCUAACUGAGGUCAAUGAAGAAAAAUGUGAUUUACCAAGUAUAACAUCAUCUUUACUUGGUAAUCAAAAUAUACUAUCACAACAUCAACAACAACAGCAACAACAGCACCAACAGCAACAACAACAACAACAACCACCACCAAAUCUACAUAGAAUAAAUCAAAUUGGAUCAUCUCAUCAUCAUCAUGGUGGAGGUGGUGGUGGUGGUGGUGGUGGUGGUGGACAAAAGAGGUAUCAUCAUAUGUCGAGUCAUCCAUUACUUGGAUCAGCAUUAACAGCACCAAAAAGAAAGCGUGGUAGGCCAAGAAAAUUGAGUGGUUCAUCUGAUACUGGUGGUGGUGAUGGACCACAAGAUCUUCAAACAUCUGAUCUUGUUCAAGGCUCUCCGGAAAUGAUGGAAAUGAAAAUGGGCAUUGAUUUUCAAAGUGAAACAAGUACUGGAAAUGGUAAUGCAAAUAACAGUGGCAGCAAUCGUUCAGCAAAUUCAACACCAGGACCAAUCACUGGAAGAAAAGACGAUUCAAUGGAAAAUGGUGAACGUGAUACACCCGAGCCAGUCACACCCAAAAUCAAAAAGGAGCUAGAACCAACACCAAGUACCUCUGCGCAGGAAUCUGGAUCAGGAUCACCGGCCAAGUCAGAGACAAGUGAAAAAAAUAAAGGACGAGAUUCAAGUGUCAGUAGAACAAGUUCACCCUUGACACCAUCUCAAACAGAAACAGCAGCAUCCAGAUUAACACCAACAACAACAACAACACCAUCAUCAACAAUAACAACAACAACAACAACAAAUUCAACAACUGUUCCAUCAUCAUCAACAGCAACAACAACAACAACAACAAAUAAUUCUUCAACUACUACUGCUACUGCAACAACAACAACAACAACUACAACAGCAUCAUCAAAUAAUAAAAGUGCCUCACCAGCAGCAAGUGGUCGUGGUGGUAAUCAAGUACAACAACAAACACCAACUGGUGAGGGUGCAAUGUCAGCACCAACUGGUCGACAAGUGCCAAAAAGACGUAUGAGACGUCGAGCAACAUCACAAUCACAAGAUCCAGCUGAACAACUUACUGAAAUGUCUGUACGUGGUUUAAAUUUAUUCCGUUAUGCAUCAAUUAGUGAGGGGGUUUAUCAAUGUACUGAAUGUGCUAAACUUGAUAUACAAAAAACAUUUAAAAAUAAAUACAGUUUUCAACGACACGCAUUUCUUUAUCAUGAGGGACAUCAAAGAAAAGUAUUUCCUUGUCCUGUAUGUGCUAAGGAAUUUUCAAGACCAGACAAAAUGAAAAAUCACAUGAAAACUGUGCAUGAUUGUUUUAUGCCCAAGGAUUGUGUUGUACCUUUUGGAUUUUAUAAUUUAUAAAUUAUAUGAUGAUGGAGCAUCACUGGUUGCAUUCUCUGUCUGAUGGUCAGAAGUAUAUUUUUAUUUUUAUUUAAAAAAAAAGCAAGCAAUAAUUAUCAAAUAUUUUUAUUUGUUUUUUUGUUUUAAUCUAAUAUUAAUUAAUUUUUGAUUCUCCAUUGCCUGCACUAUUUUUCUGACCUUUUAUUUUAUUUUCUUCCGUCCAUGCUCUCUUUUUAUCUCUUGUCUUUUCAUAAUACAUAAUAUUGAUUGAUUGUGAUUAAAGUGAUCUCGUGAUUAAAGCGAGAUCAAGGGGGGAUAAUUUGUGGGCUUGGAGAAUGCAAAUUCAGUUGCUUUUUGUUCUUUUUUUUUUUAAAUUAAUUAAUUAUUUGUUUCAAUUCUUUCCACUAUUAUUAUUAAUAUAAUUAUUAUUUAGUAUAUUAUUGUAACUUUUUUUUUUUUUUUUUUUUAUAAUUAAUUUCUUCAAGUCUUUCCCCGCAUAUAAAUAUAAAUAUAUUGUUAUUAUCAACAAAUUCCAAUGGUGCAAAGCGUUCAUCAUUUUUUUUUUUAUUGAAUUAAAAUGAUAAUACGUUUAGCUUUUAUAUUGCAAAGAUGAGCAAAGAUGAGAAUUUAAAUACCACAGAUAGAUUUUAUGUAUAUGUAUAUCAUUUGAUAUUUUAUUUAAACGCUUGCGUUUAUUAGUGAAGAAAGUAACGAAUGUCAAAAAGAAAGUUUAUAUCAUGGAUUAUCACAAAUGACGUUUUGUACUGCCCAGCAGUAUUUGGUAUAUCUGUACAGAUUUCUAUCGAGAUAUAGUAUCUUGUAUUAUAUUAUAUAUAAAUAAGAGUGUCACAACAAUACUGUGCACAAAGGAUAUUUCAUUAUUAUUAUUAUAAGAUAAUAAUGUAAAAAUAACGAGACGAAGAUGAAAAUAAAAAAAUGAAAAUAUAAAAAAAAAUAAAACAUAAAACAUAACAAGUAAAUGUAUGCAACGAUAGCAAAAUUAGUUGAUGAGCUCGUUGAAUACUUGAAUAGUUUGAAAAAAAAAUGAAAACAAAAAAAAAAAAAUGAUUAAUAAUUAUUAGUUGAUAAUAUUUUUUAUUGUUACUGUUUCUAUAAUUGAUUACAACAGUUAUUAUUAUUAUUAAUAUUAAUCUAUAAAAUAAUAUUGUUUUGAUAUAAGGAUUAUAUAAAUUUUUCAGCAGUCAAUACGAAAUGUUACAAAUUAUUAUUAUUAUUAUUAUUAUUAUUAUUAUAUUAAAGAUAAUUGAAAGGCAAGACGUGCACACUAUUUUGUUUAAAACAAAAUUUUAAAUAUAUAUAUAUAUAUAUAUCAGUUAAAUUAAAAUUAAAUUUUUCAUCAAAUAAAAUUGAGCAAUGACUCAAAGUUAUUGUUAUUUAAAAGAAAAUAUAUUUUAAAAAAAUUUUAUUAUUAUAUACGUUGAAAAAUUACAAGCCAAUACUUUGUUUUUUGAUAAUACUACGAAUAAUUGAAAUCAAAUAAUAUUUUUGUAUUUGAUAGGCAAUAAGUAAUUGAAUGAAAAAAAAAAAAAAAACAAACAAAAAUAUGUCAAUUAUAUGUUUGGUCCAAUUAAGUCUUCCCUUUUCCCAAGUAUGUCGACUUAACAAUUUGUACAUGUAUUUUAU